Salvelinus namaycush (lake trout) is the source of this 7078-nucleotide messenger RNA. RefSeq names its product receptor-type tyrosine-protein phosphatase F-like. Bases 271 to 5001 code for a protein of 1576 amino acids. The transcript is spliced from 32 exons. Gene Ontology annotation, biological process: protein dephosphorylation. Gene Ontology annotation, molecular function: protein tyrosine phosphatase activity; protein binding. The record is from RefSeq and is a predicted model, not a curated record. NCBI's taxonomy places the organism in Eukaryota, Metazoa, Chordata, Actinopteri, Salmoniformes, Salmonidae.
CUGUGUCUUCGUUGAGAGGAGCGAGGAGGAGUCGCUUUGUGUCUUCGUUGAGAGGAGCGAGGAGGAGUCGCUUUGUGUCUUCGUUGAGAGGAGCGAGGAGGAGUCGCUUUGUGUCUUCGUUGAGAGGAGCGAGGAGGAGUCGCUUUGUGUCUUCGUUGAGAGGAGCGAGGAGGAGUCGCUUUGUGUCUUCGUUGAGGAGAGCGAGGAGGAGUCGCUUUGUGUCUUCGUUGAGGGGAGCGAGGAGGAGUCGCUGUGCCAACCUGGACCAUCAUGGUGCCUAACAUUCACCCUGCAGUUCCCCUCCUGCCCAGAGGGGCGGUGCCAUCCCUCCUGCUGCUACUCAGUUGCCUGGUGCUCUCCUCUCAGGCUGACAGCUUACCAAGUUUCGUCAAGUCUCCUGAGGACCAGACGGGUAUAUCGGGUGGUGUAGCAUCCUUCGUGUGCCAGGCCACAGGAGAGCCCAAACCCAGGAUCACUUGGAUGAAGAAGGGCAAGAAAGUCAGCUCCCAGCGCUUUGAGGUGAUUGACUUUGAUGAUGGUUGUGGGUCUGUGCUGAGGAUCCAGCCGCUGAGGACACACAGAGACGAGGCCAUAUACGAGUGUACUGCCGCCAACAGUGGUGGCGAGAUCAACACUAGUGCCAAACUCACCGUGCUAGAAGAGAACCAGAUCCCGCAUGGGUUCCCCAACAUAGACAUGGGUCCCCAGCUGAAGGUGGUAGAGAAGACCAGGACGGCCACCAUGCUGUGUGCUGCCAGCGGCAACCCUGACCCAGAGAUCACCUGGUUUAAAGACUUCCUGCCUGUAGACAUCAACAGCAGCAACGGACGAAUCAAACAACUCCGCUCAGGAGCCCUACAGAUUGAGAACAGUGAGGAGUCCGACCAGGGGAAGUAUGAGUGUGUUGCCAUGAACAGUGCUGGAACACGCUACGCUGCCCCAGCCAACCUCUACGUGCGAGUACGUCGUGUCCCUCCGCGGUUCUCCAUCCCACCCACCAACCAUGAGGUGAUGCCUGGGGGCAGUGUGAACCUGACGUGCGUUGCUGUGGGAUCUCCCAUGCCCUAUGUCAAGUGGAUCAUGGGAGAAAUCGAACUCACCAAGGAGGAUGAGAUGCCCAUCGGUCGGAAUGUUCUGGAGGUGACCAACGUCAAGGAGUCAGCCAACUACAGCUGCGUGGCCAUAUCAUCACUGGGCAUGAUCGAGGCUACCGCUCAGGUCUCGGUCAAAGCCCUCCCCAAGCCCCCCACCUCUCUCAUAGUGACUGAGACCACAGCCACCAGUGUGACCCUGAUCUGGGACUCUGGGAACCCUGAACCUGUGUCCUUCUUCAUGAUCCAGUACCGAGCUAAAGCCACCGACGCAGGCUUCCAGGAGGUGGACGGAGUAGCUACCACUCGUUACAGCAUCGGCGGGCUCAGCCCCUACUCGGAAUACGAGUUCCGUGUGAUGGCGGUGAACAACAUUGGGCGCGGGCCGCCCUCUGACCCGGUAGAGACCCGUACGGGGGAACGGGCUCCCUCUUCACCCCCUCUGGCUGUCCAGGUCCGUAUGCUGUCUGCUUCCACCAUGCUGGUCCAAUGGGAACCGCCCGAGGAACCUAACGGACAGAUCAGAGGGUACCGUGUGUACUACAGUUCAGACAUGAACGACCCUCUGAGUGGCUGGCAGAAACACAACACUGACGACAGCAGGCUGACCACCAUCUCAGGUCUGACCACUGAUAUCACCUACAGCCUCAGGGUGCUGGGGUUCACCUCUGUAGGGGACGGACCCCCCUCGGACGUACUGCAGGUCAAGACUCAGCAGGGAGUUCCUGCCCAACCAUCCAGCUUCGAGGCAGAAGCAGAGUUGGAAACACGUAUCAUGUUGACCUGGCUGUGGCCUGUCCAGGACACCAUCACUAAGUACGAGCUGCAGUACUGGGAUGCUAACUCUGAUAACAAGAUCCACGUGACUUUUAAUCCUGCGGGGUCAUACGCCGUGGAGGGUCUGAAGCCCGACACCCUGUACCUUUUCUCCCUGGCAGCCCGCUCCGAGUUCGGCCUGGGAGUCUACACACAGCCCAUAGAGGCGCGCACCGCCCAGUCCACCCCCUCCGCCCCCCCUCAGGAGGUGCACCUGUCCAGUCUAAGCUCCACCUCCCUCAAGGUGAGUUGGGUGGCCCCGCCCGCUGCGUCCCGCCACGGCGCCAUCGUGGCGUACACCGUCAGCUACCAGUCCACCGGCAGCGCCAGCGAGGACCCCGAGCGCCACGAUGUGUCAGGGAUCGGAGCAGACGCCUCUAGUUAUGUGCUGGAGGGCCUGGAGAAGUGGACAGAGUACCAGGUGUGGGUUAGAGCUCACACUGAUGUGGGCCCGGGCCCAGAGAGCGCUCCGGUCAGGAUCAAAACUAAAGAGGACGUGCCAGGUGCCCCUCCCAGGAAGCUGGAGGUAGAAGCUGUGAACUCUACAGCCAUCAGGGUAACGUGGAAGGCCCCUCUGCCAGGGAAGCAGCACGGCCAAAUCAGGGGCUACCAGGUCAUCUUCUCCAGGCUGGAGAACGGGGAGCCACGCGGUCAGCCCAACAUCAUGGACGUAGCCCUGCCUGAGGCUCAGUGGAAUAUUGAGGAGUCCACAGAGUAUGAGGCCACCAUCACUGGUCUGCACUCCGAGACCUCCUACUCUGUUACCGUGGCAGCCUACACAACCAAGGGAGACGGGGCGCGUAGCAAAGCUAAAGUCAUCACCACCACUGGAGCAGUCCCGGGUCGCCCAACCAUGAUGAUCAGCACCACUAUGGGCAACACCGCCCUGAUCCAGUGGCAGCCUCCUAAAGACAUGGUCGGAGAAUUGAUGGGCUAUCUGCUGCAGUACAGACUCCAAGAGGACACGGCGUACACCUCACGGAAAUUCAAACGGACGGACGACCACUACACCGCCACCGAACUGCACAAGGGCGCCACCUACGUGUUCCGGCUGAGUGCACAAAACCGCGCCGGUUUCGGAGACGCCUAUGUCAAGGAGAUCAGCACCCAGGAAGAUGUGCCCAGCGGGUACCCCUUAAACCUCCGUGUGACAGGGUUGACCACGUCGACCACCCAGCUGGCGUGGGAUCCCCCGGAGCUGUCUGAGAGGAACGGGAAGAUACUGCAGUAUGUUGUGGUGUACAGAGACAUCAACAGCCACACCAACAGCACCAACAGGACGUUGGGGACACACAUGAUCAUCCAGGGACUGAAACAUGACACCACCUAUGACAUCAGAGUCCAGGCGUUCACCAGCAGAGGAGGGGGACCCAUCAGUCCUAGUAUACAGAGCAGGACUACAUCUACCUCGCCUGAGGAUGCCACAUUUUCCAACAAGUCAUCCAUAGAUCCUGCCCAGCAGUUCACCUGGGAGAAUUCCAACAUGGAGGUGAACAAACCAAAGAACCGUUAUGCUAAUGUCAUCUCAUAUGACCACUCCAGAGUCGUCCUGACGUCUGUCGAUGCUGUUCCUGGUAGCGACUACAUCAACGCCAACUACAUAGACGGCUACAGGAAACAGAAUGCCUACAUCGCUACGCAGGGCCCGCUUCCCGAGACCCUCAGCGACUUCUGGAGGAUGGUGUGGGAGCAGAGGGCUCACACUAUCGUCAUGAUGACACGACUGGAGGAGAAGUCACGUGUGAAGUGUGACCAGUACUGGCCUGUCAGAGGGACAGAGACCUAUGGUAUGAUACAGGUCAGCAUGUUGGAUACUGUGGAGCUGGCUACCUACAGCGUACGCACCUUCGCCCUCUACAAGAAUGGUUCCAGUGAGAAGCGUGAGAUUCGUCAGUUCCAGUUCAUGGCCUGGCCGGACCAUGGGGUACCAGAGUACCCCACCCCCAUCCUGGCCUUCCUACGACGGGUCAAAGCCUGCAACCCCCCUGACGCUGGGCCCAUGGUGGUACACUGCAGUGCGGGCGUGGGUAGAACAGGCUGCCUGAUCGUGAUCGAGGCCAUGCUGGAGCGUAUGAAGCAUGAGAAGUCAGUGGAUGUCUACGGUCAUGUGACGUGUAUGAGAGCUCAGAGAAACUACAUGGUGCAGACCGAGGACCAAUAUGUCUUCAUCCACGAGGCCCUGCUAGAGGCAGCCACCUGUGGCCUCACUGAGGUCCCCGCACGCAACCUGUACGCACACAUCCAGAAACUCACCCAGCCGCCCACGGGGGAGACCGUCACCGCCAUGGAGCUGGAGUUCAAGAGACUGGCUAACUCCAAAGCCCACACCUCUAGGUUCAUCAGUGCCAACCUGCCCUGCAAUAAGUUCAAGAACCGGCUGGUGAACAUCAUGCCCUUCGAGUCGACACGCGUGUGUCUGCAGCCUAUCAGAGGAGUGGAAGGGUCUGACUACAUCAACGCCAGCUGCAUCGAUGGAUACAGACAACAGAAAGGGUAUCUGGCCACCCAGGGCCCUCUGGCUGAAACCACUGAAGACUUCUGGAGGAUGCUGUGGGAACACAACUCUACCAUUGUAGUGAUGCUCACCAAACUCAGAGAGAUGGGACGGGAGAAGUGUCAUCAGUACUGGCCAGCGGAGCGCUCAGCCAGGUACCAGUACUUUGUAGUGGACCCCAUGGCCGAGUACAACAUGCCCCAGUACAUCCUCCGAGAGUUCAAAGUCACCGACGCCAGGGAUGGCCAAUCCAGGACGAUCCGCCAAUUCCAGUUCACUGAUUGGCCAGAACAAGGAGUGCCAAAAACCGGGGAAGGAUUCAUCGAUUUCAUUGGCCAAGUGCAUAAAACCAAGGAGCAGUUUGGACAGGACGGACCAAUCACUGUUCACUGCAGUGCCGGGGUGGGCAGGACAGGGGUCUUCAUCACUCUGAGUAUCGUGUUGGAGAGGAUGAGGUACGAAGGGGUGGUUGACCUCUUCCAGACCGUCAAGACGUUACGCACCCAGAGACCUGCCAUGGUGCAGACAGAGGACCAGUAUCAGCUGUGCUACAGAGCAGCGUUGGAGUACCUGGGGAGUUUUGACCACUAUGCAACGUAACCACUCUGAGCUGAGCAGCCUCUGGCAUGGCCACUGAGUGUCCCAUCUCAGCCACCGUACUUGUAUCAACCCAUCUGACCUGACCCUGCCAUUGCUACCCUAUCACAGGGGAGGAGGGAGGUGCCACUGUCACCUAGCGACGGGUUCAACCAAUCCCAGAGGUCUACUACUUGGAUUUACAAAACAACAAAAAAAAACAAAAAAAAAACAAAAAAAACACCCUAAAGAUUUAAAAAACAAACAACAAACAAUACCAUGACGACGACAGCGUUUCAUACGGGAGCAAGCGACAGUUCUGACUGAGUUCUGAGGUUCUGUUCUCCUUUCUUAUUUUAUUAUCAUUAUUAUGAAAUACCAUUAUGAAUAAUGUUCUUAUUAUUAUUUACUUAAUCAUUUUUUUAUUUUAUUUUUUUAUAAUUGUUUUAAUACCAUCAGACAUAUAUUUUUGUCUUAAUGGCCUAACUGGGGCGCAGCAUUUUAGUUUUUCCAUCAUAAUCAGUAUGUUUAUUUUAGUAAAAAAAAUAUUAAAAAAAGAAAUGUUGUAUGUUAUUUUAGGGACCUGUAUUUUCUACUUCCUGACGUUAAUACAGGAGAGCCACUGUUUGUUCUCUGAAGCUGCUGACAGUUUUGAUUUUGUAUCAAGAUUUUAUUGUUUAUUAUUAUCUAUUUUUUUAGUCUUAUUCGUUUUAAAACGGAGUAAGAUUAACUAAGAUAAUAUGCCUUUUCACUUUGCUGUUUCUUUUUAAAACGUAGGGGGAAAAAAUGACAAAAUGAUUCAAAAGCAUUACAGCAACCGCCGCGAUACAAGUACUAUAUAAACCACACUAGUUAGCGAAAAAACGUGACAUCAACUAACGACAACUAAAUCAGCAUUGUACAGAAACUCAAAGAGCACAUGAUGAUUUCAACAACAGAGAGACAGAAGCCUUGAAGGCCCUGAGGCCUUCAAUAACCAGAGAACGAAUCUGGAGACGAACCGACGAACAGACUUUUGUACCCAACGAGGAGUUGAACUUGAGAAUCAACUCCUGAAUCUCUGUAUGAAUCAUAUUGUGCCCCUCUUAGCCCCUCCUCUUUCCUUGGUUCCCAGCGAGCUGAUUGGUCAGUCCGCUGCCUGGGGGUUGGAACAUAGGGACUGCUGGAGCAGCGCCCCGUGGUGGUGGAGAGAGGAGUAGCAGCCACUAAUCCUGGCCCCCCUGUACAGAAUACUACGAUUACUACCGGCGGGACAGAGACACAACAAACCCUCUGCACCCUCCAACCGACCUGCUAUUAUUUUAUACAGAAAUAGAAAUGAUAACUAUAUAUAUAAUUAUGAUUGAUUAUAUAUAUGUACAAUUAUACAUAGAUAUAUACUGCAGCUUCAAACUAUAUUGUUAAAAUGAUUCACUCUCUUUACGUACCGGCAUAGAGGAAAGUAAAGAGAGAGAGAGGUAAAGAGAGAUAGUGAGAGAUAGAAGGAGAGAGAGAAAGUUAGUGACUGUAUCUACUGGAUUACCAUAGCAACCUGACAGCCACACAGAGUUGGGAUCAGUUCCAUUUUUCAAUCCAGUCAUUUUUCAGGGAGUGAUUUCAAUUCACGAAUCGAAAAUUAAUUCAUUUAGUUGUAAUUUGAUUCAUUUAGCUGUAAUCGACUUCAUUGAACCUGGACUUGACCCUAACCCUUGCGGAAAGAUAGAGAGCAGGUUAUCGUUCUGUUAAAGAGAGUGAGAGAGAGAGGUGUAAAAUGUGUAGUUUUGUUAAAGAGCGAUGAAUAGCAUAACCCUAACUGAGGACCACUCCCCAGCCUCCGUCGGCCAACCGCCAUCACGCCACACAAGCACAUCUUUACCCACAAGGCCGCAGGGCACGACGCUCCCCAAGCCUAACAGGACUGAGUCUGACAUGCUGGCUGGAAUAAACCACAAUGUUCAUUUAUACCUUGUAAAUGCUUAGUGCUGUAGGGGUUUGAUCUGUUGUAUACGCAGUCUGUUUUCUAUUUGUUGAUAAAUAACUGGAAUUUAAAAAAAGAUGUUGCUGGGAAAAAAAUCUUGAAUAAAGUUGAAUAAUUGUUGUUUUUUGGGGGGGAAAAAAUUCC